Messenger RNA from Onychomys torridus (southern grasshopper mouse), 1778 nucleotides. RefSeq names its product tripartite motif containing 55 (gene Trim55). The coding region runs from base 135 to 1778 and encodes 547 amino acids. Gene Ontology annotation, molecular function: zinc ion binding. The record is from RefSeq and is a predicted model, not a curated record. Lineage: Eukaryota; Metazoa; Chordata; Mammalia; Rodentia; Cricetidae. The transcript is spliced from 10 exons.
AGGGCCUGAAGCAAUGUCCUCCGCAGAGAGAAACAUAAAGGACACUUAAUCACACGGUCCUUGGAAUUAUUUCCAGGAAACACUUACAGAAGCCAUUUGGGAGUCCUGGCGGCACAGUCAGGGGCGGCCAGGAAAUGAGCGCUUCUUUGAAUUACAAGUCUUUCUCCAAAGAGCAGCAGACCAUGGAUAACUUGGAGAAACAAUUGAUCUGUCCCAUCUGCCUAGAGAUGUUCACGAAGCCUGUGGUCAUUCUCCCCUGCCAGCACAACCUGUGCAGGAAAUGUGCCAGUGACAUCUUCCAGGCCUCUAACCCAUACUUACCCACAAGAGGAGGCACCACUGUGGCAUCGGGGGGUCGAUUCCGCUGUCCCUCCUGCAGACAUGAGGUGGUGUUGGACAGACAUGGGGUUUAUGGACUUCAGAGGAACCUGCUCGUGGAAAACAUCAUUGACAUCUACAAGCAGGAGUCCACCAGGCCAGAAAAAAAGUCCGACCAGCCCAUGUGUGAAGAGCAUGAAGAUGAACGUAUUAACAUCUACUGCCUGAACUGUGAGGUGCCCACCUGCUCCUUGUGCAAAGUGUUUGGCGCCCACAAGGACUGCCAGGUGGCUCCCCUUACCCAUGUGUUCCAGAGGCAGAAGUCAGAACUCAGCGACGGCAUUGCCAUACUUGUGGGAAGCAACGAUCGGGUCCAGGGAGUGAUCAGCCAGCUAGAGGACACCUGUAAAACAAUUGAGGAGUGCUGCCGAAAGCAGAAACAGGACCUAUGUGAGAAGUUUGAUUACCUCUACGGCAUCCUGGAAGAGAGGAAAACUGAAAUGACCCAAGCCAUCACCCGAACACAAGAGGAGAAGCUGGAGCACGUCCGAGCUCUUAUCAGAAAGUAUUCUGAUCACUUGGAGAACGUAUCAAAGUUGGUGGAGUCGGGAAUCCAGUUCAUGGAUGAGCCGGAAAUGGCAGUGUUUCUGCAGAAUGCCAAGACCCUGUUACAAAAGAUCGCGGAGGCAUCCAAGGCAUUUCAGAUGGAGAAAGUUGAACAGGGUUAUGAGAUCAUGAGCCACUUCACAGUCAACCUCAAUAGAGAAGAGAAAAUUAUACGUGAAAUUGAUUUUUACCGAGAAGAGGAAGAGGAAGAGGAUACAGGAGAAACAGAAGAAGAAGGAGAAGGAGAAGGAGAGGAUGCGGCGGAAGUAGAAGAGGUAGAGAAUGUUCAGAUAGAGUCAUCAGGGGAAGAGGAACGCCCAGAAAAAGCCGCAGAGCCCCCGCAGCUCACCCCAGAGCUCCAGGCUGCCCCAGGGCCACUUCUUGCUUCCUCUCCAGAGCCACCUUCAUCCAUGCCACCUGCUGCAGACGUCCUGGUGACACAGGGGGAGGUGGUGCCCAUUGGCUCUCAGCAGACCACACAGUCUGAAACUCCAGGCCCUUCAGCAGCGGAGACUGCGGAUCCCUUGUUUUACCCUAGUUGGUAUAAAGGCCAAAACCGGAAAAUCAUCUCCAACCUACCUUGCACCCCUGGGAGUGAAGGUCUGGGGCAAGUAGGGCCUCCUGCUGCUGAGGAUUCCAGUGUGCAGUCUGCAGAAGUGGCAGAAGGCGCAGCCAAUGAGCAGACAGCAGUGAGUGGUAAGGAAUCUAGUUCACCUGCAGCUACCUCUCAGAUUGGCUUUGAAACGCCUUCUCCCCAGGGACAGGCCUCAGCCUCAGGGAGCGGGGGUGGGGCUGAUUCUGAACCAGCGCGCCACGUCUUCUCCUUCUCCUGGUUGAAUUCCCUGAACGAAUGA